CUAAAUACGAUUCAAAGAAUAUGAUCCUAAAACAUCCAUUAAUACAUAAUAUAGACUAUAAUAUUUUUAAAUUAUCAUGCUCUAACUCUUGAUACAUUUACUAAGUAAUAAUUAACUAACAUAAUCUUGUUGACAAGGGGGAAAGUGAAAGAGUGGAAGGAGAAUUGAGGGAAAUGAAUUAGGUUUUGUUUAAGGUGAUUACUCAAUUGCAUUUCUACUAUUUAUUUUCUCGAGUUAUCAUCAUCAUCAUUGAUAGAUUACAAUUUAAUCCACAUAUUUUUUGAUAUGUGAAGAAAUUCUCUUGGUGGGGCGGGUAUGGGUAUGGGGCGGGGGAGGCUAAAACCAUACCCGCCCCAUACCCAUCAAACUUUUUGCGGGUUUUACCCAUACCCGCCCCAUACCCGGUCAAAGCGGGGAUUCCCCGCGUUGACUGGGUCGGGGGCGGUCGGGUACCCGCGGCCAUGGGUUUGAUUGCCAUCCCUAUAUAUCACCCUUACCGUAAAAAAGUAUUUCCUUCGAAGCCCAAAACCGCAUGCUUUGGGGAAAGCUGAAGAAACCUAAUUCCUGACAAUUGAAGAAAGUUUGAAGGAGAUCGUCGUCAAAAAUCCUUGUAAGUCGUUGCCUUGCUCUUUGAUAAGUUGGUUUAAGUUGUCUCCACCGUUUCUUGCUUCGGAGCAAAUCCUUGAUAGAAACCCUUUGCUGUUUCAGCCUUGAGGCAAUUAAGCAAAGCUUAGAAAACCUAGUUCCGCCAAUUGGACAAAAUUCGAAGGAAAUCAUCUGCAGAAAUCUUCAUUAGCAGCUGUUCGUUGGAUCUCGAUUAUUUUCUUCGUGUCGCUGUUAUUGGCGGCAGAUCGGAACUGGCUUCAUAGAGGCUGCGAAACCUUCUGCAUGUCUGUUUGUCCCCUGAUAGACUCUCAAUUUGUUGGUUUCUCUUUCCUGAAUUUGCAGAGCAUGACAAAGAAAAGAAACAAGGUUGUGCGGCGGAAGGAGCUGCUACGACUGACCACUGGGAUAAGUAGUUCCUCAUCGACUAAACCCAUAUCUGCCAUCUCAGAGCCCUCUUCCACGGUACUUUGCAAUGUCACUGCCGCAGUUGAGCCGAAGAAGGAGCUGCCGCCCCAGAACACAACCUCUGAGCCCUCCUUCACAUCCCCUAACUCUGUCUCUUCACAUGAUAGGGCGGCAUCAGAGAAGGCCUUUUUGGACUCCAUUGUACUUCCUGAUCCAUUUCGACCGGAACCCACCGAAAAUGAUGUAGUCAACAACUCCCCAUGGCUGGCAGCAAUGUGUCCGAACCUGUUUGCUAAGUAUAACAAGGGGUCUGAGAAGACACUGACUCAAGCGUUUCUUGAUAUGUUGAAGGCUGAAAUUGCACGACACCCUCCUCUUCCUCCCGAUUAUGAUUCUGAUGCUGAAUGGGAUAGUUAUGGAGGAGGAUGCCGUGACGAAAGUCAUUUGGCAAAUGAAGAGUUUGAUUGGGACUCGUUUCGGUCAACCAUUGUUCAUCCCCCACCCAAGAAAUGAGAAGAGGUAAAUUAGGGGGCACAUUCUGUCCCAGAAAGAGUUGUAUGAUUUGCUCUAUGGCCAUGCUACGUGCUCCGCCACAUGGAUUUAAAAGAAACAAUAGGGUCAUGAGUGAUAGAUAGGAUAUUGAGAUUGCAUGCUACAUUUUGUAUUUUUUAUUGGCGGAGAGCAUUUCCAGCCCUUCUGUUUCUCACAUACGUACAUAGGUUCUCCAGAAGUGUCUUAAAUCAUGCUUUCAGCAAACCUAUAGGGAAACGAGUGUGUCUUAUCAUCAGUGGGGGGUUUUGAAACUUAGAUUGUUUCAAGUUCUCUUCCCGCAGCUGUAUUUUAUCAAUGUUUCUUAUUUUAUUUGCAAGGUAGAUCUAUUCUUCAUAGUAUGCGCACACACACGGUUGGUCAUGCUAUUUUCUUACAUGGCUCUCCUCCAUUUGCUCUUUGUGCUUUGCUUGCCGGAAUAAUUUCUCAUUGAUAACUUCUUCAUCAACAUCAGCUUCUUAUUAUAAGUUUAGAACUUCUAGCUAUUUCAUGUGUGUAUGCUGCGCAUUAUGCUAAGGUUUCUUGUCCCGCCUCCUUUUUAGUAAGAUUUGCAUCAUCAGGAGUACAAAGAUAAACAUUUCAGGUGUUUGUAUGGUUGCUGUACUCCUCUGGACAUUCUCACAAGGUUUCUCGUUUGGUUUUUGGCCGGAGUUGAUCUCAAAUAGUUUUAUGCUUUUCAUUUUGCAGGUGCAGUGGAUGGGCAGUCCUGAGUUGUUGUCAAUUAAGGCGUCAUUAAGGUCGUUAUGAGUUUGAAGCCUGUAGUGUAUAGUGUCAUUGUUGCAGAGAAACGAUUAUAUUUUCAUACUUCUAACUUAAAUAGUUUGAUACAAUCAAUACUCACGACUACAUUGCGGGGAGUGUUUUAGUUGUAUCUAGCAGUUUUAGAAGUAGUAUAUAUAUACGUGCUUUUCUGUUUUUGGGUAUAUAAUAUUUAUAUACACUAAUCACGUGAGAAAUUCAUAUGCUUCAAAUAAACCAUUAGUUGGGAC
Molecule: messenger RNA, 2549 nt
Organism: Linum trigynum
Lineage: Eukaryota; Viridiplantae; Streptophyta; Magnoliopsida; Malpighiales; Linaceae
Source: the annotation of a GenBank genome assembly